This is a messenger RNA of Aspergillus thermomutatus, 1548 nucleotides long. RefSeq lists its product as uncharacterized. The transcript has 2 exons. Bases 1 to 1548 code for a protein of 515 amino acids. Lineage: Eukaryota; Fungi; Ascomycota; Eurotiomycetes; Eurotiales; Aspergillaceae. The record is from RefSeq and is a predicted model, not a curated record.
AUGCUCUGUUUCACCGAUCUACCUGUCGACAUCCACCAUCAGAUAAUCUUCCACCUCGAGUCGAAUCGCGAUGUGGCCGCUUUCUCUUCACAAUGCGGAGCUCUGCAUUCUCUCUGCGACAUGUCCAAUCGGAAGAAAUACCGUCGUGUGCGCAUCACUCCGAGUAUUGCUGAUCUUGACCGCGCGUUCCAGAUGCUCAUAGACAUUCUGAGAAAGCCCAGUCUGGGUUGCUACGUGCGUCAUAUUGAAUAUAAGCAGACUGUCUCGCGCUAUCGGGAGUACGUGGUGAAGCCUUAUGGGGGGAAACUAAGUAAGGAGGAUAUGCGGCUGCUGCGAAGUGCCACGCGGAGGGCAGGGUUUACAGGAGCUCUAGAAGAGCGCGUGUUCAACAUGUUGAUGCGGGAAUCGGUGGUGAGGGAUGGUGUUUUCGACGCUUUUAGCGAGACCCGUGCCCCCGCGACAUACGUCACGCAAGCGUUGACGGCCCUGCUCAUCUCGGUGUCACCAAACCUCGAGUCCAUGGCCAUGAUGCCGACUUUUUACAUCGACCUCCAAGAGCCCACGGAUGAAUCAUUCCUGCGCUCUGAGUGCCCCCUAGACCUGUUGCUCAGGGAGACAAACGACAACCUGGUUGACAAGCCGUACCUGCAGAACCUUCGCAGAGUGUAUAUCAUCAACCACGGGGAUGACUAUUUCGACGACGGGCGAUUCUAUGUGGCCAUGGACCUCAUCGGAUGCUUGGCCAUUAUCCGCAACCUUCCGUCCCUCGAAUGGAUCGGUGCUGAUGCUCUCACGGAGGAUGAUGACGGCAUGCCCACACUUGAGGCUAAAUCCUCCAAUGUGUCUCGCAUCGCGAUCCAUCACUCAUCUGUGGAUAGCCAGUAUCUGAUAACUAUCAUCCGCUCGUGCAGAGUUCUGAAGGAAUUCGAGUACUCGAUCGGUGGCAGGGUGGUCGAGGGUGGAAAUCCGAUAUUCAACCCGAAAACGUUCAUCCUGAGCGUCCUGGAACACAAGGCCACGUUGGAGAAAUUAGAUCUCGACGUUGAAGCACAAAUAUUCGGCUUCAUCUAUCCUAGUUCACGGGUAUUUAACUUCGACGGGCAGGGCGCCCGAGCUGAGGCACGAGCCUAUUGGCCAGAACCACCGCCAGACUCAUUCUGGGACCAGCGGGGGUCUCUCAAAGACUUUGAGGCCCUGAAACGGCUCAGUAUUGGGGUGAAUUUCCUGUUGUACUUUGCCGCGGGAGUCAACAAUGACAAUGAGAACAAGAGCGUAUCUUUGGUGGAGUAUCUGCCGCCGAAUUUGGAGUACCUGUGCAUCCGGGGAUACGAGAAGGGCAAAAGUAAGCACAAUGACGCUCAGAUAGACGCCCUCAAGGCGCUGGUGGAGUCGGGUUCAACUUCGCUGAAGGAGAUACAUGGUGUUGAUGAAUGUAUUCCCAACGCAGAGAAUGUCGAGAACCCGGACAAUUAUCCGGAGUUGUUGUGGAGACUCCGUGAUGGAUGGUCCGACGAGGAGGAUUCAGAAGAUGACGAGGACGAGAAGUAG